AUGCCAAACGCCAUUGUUACUGGAGCUACUGGUAUUCUCGGCCGCGAGAUCGUCUCUGAGCUGGGCAAGGAUCCAAAAACAUGGCCAAAUGUUUAUGCUCUUUCCCGCAGCAAGAAAGAAGACUACCCCUUCAACGUCAAACACACCCACCUCGACCUCCAAGGAGACCCCAAGCAAAUGGCAAAGGAACUCGAACAUGUCGACGCCGAAUAUGUCUUCUUCACGGCAUACCUCGCUCAAGACGACGAAGACGACGCGACAAAAGUCAACGGCGACAUGCUACAAAACUUCAUCACAGCACUCAAACUCACUGGUGCAGCAAAGAAGAUCAAACGCUUCAUUCUGACCACUGGUGGCAAACAAUACGGUGUCCACUUUGGGCGUCCCAAGAACCCUAUGCACGAAUCCGACCACUGGCUCACAAAUCCCUCUUACCCAUCAAACUUCUACUAUCGCCAACAGGAGAUUCUGAAGAAAGAAGCAGAAGAAGUCGGAUUCGAAUGGGCAGUGACUUACCCCAACGAUGUCAUCGGUGUCGCCAAAGGAAACUUUAUGAACCUCGUUUCUGCAAUUGGAAUCUAUGCCACCGUCUGCAAAGAGCUAAAUCAACCUUUGAUCUGGCCAGGCUCCCCCCAUUUCUACACAAUGUUCGACUCCUUUACUGACUCUACUUUGCACGCGCAAUUCAACACUUGGGCUGCAUUCGAACCUAAAGCGGCAAACAAUGCAUUCAAUGUCGUCAACGGCGACAUCGAGUCCUGGCAAAACCUUUGGCCCAAAGUAGCUGCGAAAUUCGGCUUGAACGUCCCUGACAAAAUGUUCAAUGACAAGGAUCUCGCCAACGAGUUCGGAGACGACGGCCUCAUUAUGCCUCUCCAAGAAAUCCCGCCUAUUUCUGAAUUCGCCAAAGAAGCCGGCCUAGUAGGCUCACCUGUAAAUCGACAAUCUUAUGUUCACGGCAAACUUGAUCUCAGCAAAUGGGCUCAACGCAACGAAGUCAAGGUAGCCUGGAAGAAGAUCGCCGAACGUGAAGGCUUGGACAGAGAAGCGCUGGAACAUGCGACAUGGGGAUUCUUGAACUUUGUGCUGGGCAGAGAUUUCGAUUUGGUCAUUUCCAUGAGUAAAGCUAGGAAAGCUGGAUGGACUGGGUAUAGGGAUAGUUGGGAGAGUAUCGAGGGGGCUUUGGAGAGGUUGGUUGGGGAGAAGGUUGUUCCUGCGUUCAAGUAG
This is a messenger RNA of Aureobasidium namibiae CBS 147.97, 1227 nucleotides long. Its product is annotated as NAD dependent epimerase/dehydratase family protein. The record is from RefSeq and is a predicted model, not a curated record. Lineage: Eukaryota; Fungi; Ascomycota; Dothideomycetes; Dothideales; Saccotheciaceae. Bases 1 to 1227 code for a protein of 408 amino acids. The transcript has 2 exons.